Molecule: messenger RNA, 839 nt
Organism: Solanum stenotomum
Lineage: Eukaryota; Viridiplantae; Streptophyta; Magnoliopsida; Solanales; Solanaceae
Exons: 5
Coding region: 54-494 (146 amino acids)
Biological process (GO): regulation of root meristem growth
Molecular function (GO): growth factor activity
Source: RefSeq, a predicted model, not a curated record
CUUGAUGAAGAAAAAGAGAAAAUUAAUCUAUGCUUUUUUAAGUUCACAAUAAUAUGGUGUCACUUAGUUUCAAUAUUCAGCUUGUACUUGUAAUUGCUUUGCUCCUUCUACAGCAAAUACAACACACUUCAGCUAAUGCUCUGUUUGGAAAGCUAAGGAAGAAAGAGUGGCUAAAAUUUACCUCUAUGCAAAAUGAUCAUGAUUCUCAUGUAGAUGAUAUCAUUGCAUCUGCUGCAGGAAUUAGAAAAAUGCUAGUGUAUCAAUUUUCAGUGAAAGGAGAUGCUGGAUUUGAUUCAAUGAAAACCUCUCACAUGAAUGCUCAGGUCUAUAGCCAAAUAUUCGAGAAGAAUCAUGAGAGAGGUAAGAAAGAAGAAUCAAAGGAGUUUGUUGAUGUAGAAGAUGAAAUAGCAAAGCUUCUGACCAAAGACUAUAUUGGAAGAAGGAAGCCUCGCCGCAGCAAACCACCCAUCAAUAAUCACAAGCCUACGGACUAAUUAAAACGGGUGAUUUAUAAGAAUAGUCCUGAAGGUAGGUGAUCUUGAACUUUUCUCUCACUUACCUCAAGGGCAAAACUUCAAGCUUAACAACUUUUAACCUUGAAGGUUCGUCUAUGAACCAAGUGGGGGUCAAAAAUUCAAUAUCGUCCAUUUUCAAGAUCAUUAGGUGUAAUUUCUUGAAUUAAAACCUUAGUAGUAGUAACUAGUACAAGUAGUGUUCAGAUUUGGGCCUCACAAUUUUGCCCCCUACUAGUGAAGGCCCAAAAAUCAUGUUUGUUAUUGUACAUUUGUUUCCUUUCUUUCUUUAUAGUUUAUAUAUAUUACUCUUAUCAAAUUCCGUUU